Symbiodinium sp. CCMP2456 is the source of this 261-nucleotide messenger RNA. The record is from the annotation of a GenBank genome assembly. Lineage: Eukaryota; Dinophyceae; Suessiales; Symbiodiniaceae.
AUGGCUCCGCCCCCGUCUGCACGUGAGCUCCUGAGCCGUGUGGAGAGUGCUGUGGGCGCAGACCGCGCCGGGGUACUCCAGAGCCUCAGGAGAAACGGCAACCUCCUGGCCAGGGUGUCUGACGACCUGAAGGCAGAUCGUGAGAUCGUCACUGCUGCCAUUGAGCAGUGCGGCUCAGCAUUGGCCUAUGCCGAUGGCUCCCUGCGGGCCGAUCGGGAGAUGGCCCUGAAAGCCGUGCAGCAGACGGGCUAUGCCCUCGAG